Didymodactylos carnosus is the source of this 2259-nucleotide messenger RNA. The record is from the annotation of a GenBank genome assembly. NCBI's taxonomy places the organism in Eukaryota, Metazoa, Rotifera, Eurotatoria, Philodinida, Philodinidae.
AUGCGUGACUUGCACAAGGCCGAAAAAUAUUAUAGACGAUUGUUAAAUGAGCUAGCAGUGGGUGAUUCAGCGAUUGCUGGCUGUUAUGUCGGACUAGGCAAUGUUGCUCGAGAGAAAGGUGAAUAUGAUUUAGCUCUGAUGAAUUAUGAAAAAGCAUUGAAAAUCGACCUGAAAGCUCUUCGGCCCGAUCAUCCUGAUAUCGCCUCAGCAUAUAACAAUAUCGGUAUUGCACACAGUAACAAAGGUGAAUAUGAUUUAGCUUUGAUGAAUUAUGAAAAAGCAUUGAAAAUCCACUUAAAAACUCUCCCAUCGAAUCACCUUGAUAUCGCCACUACAUAUUAUAAUAUCGGUGCUGUAUACAGCAACACAGGUAUAUAUGAUUUAGCUCUGGUGAACUAUGAAAACGCGUUGGAAAUCAGAGUAAAAGCUCUUCCACCCGAUCAUCCUCUACUCGCCUCAACAUAUAACAAUAUAGGAAACGUGCAGUGGAACAAAGGUGAAUAUGAUUUAGCUUUGAUGAAUUAUGCAAACGCGUUGAAAAUCAGAGUAAAAACCCUUCCACCCGAUCACCCUCUACUCGCCUCAACAUAUAACAAUAUCGGAAACGUGCAGUGGAGCAAAGGUGAAUAUGAUUUAGCUCUGCUGAAUUAUGAAAAAGCAUUGGAAAUCGACUUGAAAGCUCUUUCACCCGGUCCCCCUGAUAUCGCCUCAACAUAUAACAAUAUUGGUGCUGUAUACAGAAACAAAGGUGAAUAUGAUUUAGCUUUGAUGAAUUAUGAAAAAGUAUUGAAAAUCCACUUAAAAACUCUCCCAUCCAAUCACCUUGAUAUCGCUACUACAUAUCACAAUAUUGGUACUGUAUACAGCAACAAAGGUGCAUAUGAUUUAGCUUUGAUGAAUUAUGCAAAUGCAUUGAAAAUCAGAGUAAAAGCUCUUCCACCCGAUCACCCUCUACUCGCCUCAACAUACAGCAAUAUCAGAAGUGUGCGGUGGAGCAAAGUUGAAUAUGAUUCAGCUCGGAUGAAUCUUGAAAAAGCAUUGAAAAUUGAUUUGAAAGCUCUUCGACCCGAUCAACCUGAUAUCGCCUCAGCAUAUAAGAAUGUCGGUAUUGCACACAGUAACAAAGGUGAAUAUGAUUUAGCUUUGAUGAAUUAUGAAAAAGCAUUGAAAAUCCACUUAAAAACUCUCCCAUCCAAUCAUCUUGAUAUCGCCUCAACAUAUAACAAUAUAGGAAAUGUGCAGUGGAACAAAGGUGAAUAUGAUUUAGCUCUGAUGAAUUAUGCAAGCGCGUUGAAAAUCAGAGAGAAAACUCUUCCACCCGAUCACCUUGAUAUCGCCACUACAUAUUACAAUAUUGGUGCUGUAUACAGAAACAAAGGUGGAUAUGAUUUAGCUCUGAUGAAUUAUGCAAACGCGUUGAAAAUCAGAGUAAAAGCUCUUCCACCCGAUCACCCUGAUAUUGCCGCAACAUAUAACAAUAUAGGAAAUGUGCAGUGGAACAAAGGUGAAUAUGAUUCAGCUCUAAUGAAUUAUAAAGAAGCAUUGAAAAUCUACUCAAAAGCCCUUCCAUCCGGUCACCCUGAUAUCGCCGCAACAUAUAACAAUAUUGGUGCUGUAUACAGAAACAAAGGUGAAUAUGAUUUAGCUUUGAUGAAUUAUGAAAAAGCAUUCUACUCAAAAGCUUUUCCACCUGAUCACCGUGCUAUCGCCUCAUUAUAUAACAAUGUCGGUAAUGUGCAGUGGGAUAAAAGUGAAUAUGAUUUAGCUUUGAUGAAUUAUGGAAAAGCAUUGAAAAUCUGCUCAAAAGCUCUUCAACCUGAUCAUCCUGAUAUCGCCUCAAUAUAUAACAAUAUCGGUAAUGUACAAGCUGAUAAAGGUGAAUAUGAUUUAGCUUUGAUGAAUUAUGAAAAAGCAUUGAAAAUCGACUUGAUAGCUCUUCCACCCGAUCACCCCGAGGUCGCCUCAAGAUACAGCAAUAUCGGUAUUGCACACAGGAACAAAGGUGAAUAUGACUUAGCUCUGAUGAAUUAUGAAAAAGCAUUGAAAAUCUACUCAGAAGCUCUUCCACCUGAUCAUCCUGAUAUCGCCUCUACAUACCGUAAUAUGGGACUCGCGCAUGAAGCAACUUGUACUUGGCAAUCAGCAUUAGACUAUUAUAACAAAGCAGCAGCAAUAACACGCAAAUUACUUGCGACAACGCAUCCGCAGCUGGUAACUAUUGAGAUGGACAUUCGAAGAGUGAAAGCGCAAUUAAAGUAG